UCGCACCUCUCACGACCUCACCACCCUCCACCAAGCCAUUGACUCGCGUAACCACAUUCACGAUGCGCGCGACGAUCCGUCUUUUCGCCUCCGUGAAGCCCUCGAGGUAUCUCGAGGCCGGCGCACCAACCGGGCUCACGGGCCUCUUCACCCACCCUGCGCCGCGCUCCGCACUCAUCUACCUGUACUCGUCGACGCUCGAGAAGCUCAAGAAAUUCCCCGAGGAUUCGGUCUACCGCAAGUCAACAGAGGCGCUGACCAAGCAGCGCCUGCAGAUCGUCGAGUCCGUCGUGCCGGAGGGAUUCGCCGCGUGGCAGGAGAAGCUCCAGAAGCUCGUCAAGGAGAACCCGGAUGUUUUCACGACGCCAAAGGGAGCCGCUGCGUAUAUGGGCGGGAUGCACGUCAAGGAGACUAUGGGAGGAAAUGAGUUCGUGACCAGCACAGUCGGAAAGGUUUACGAUGAGCAGAACGAUGAGUGGGAUGGAGAGCAGGUCUACGAUGGCGAGUUAGAAGGCACACGGACGGAGGCGGAGAGAAAGUCACAGGCAGAUUUGGCUGAGGAGAGGCCACAGGAGGAGACGAAGCGUGUGGAGUUGGACGAUGAGCCAAGCUUGACUGCUGAACAGAUUGGAGAGAUUGAGGACAAAAUCGGAGCUGGCCUGAUCGAGGAGGUUAUCGAAGUUGCACAGGGAGAGCUGGAGCUCGUUGAUACGAUGGAGAAGAGCCAGGUAUGGGAAGAUCUCGUGGAGAAGCCAGUUGAGGGCCAAUGGGUGUACUUCGAACGCAAGUGAUUUAUACGAUCUAAAAGAUCAAAGCUGCUGUGAUGCAGCGGCAAUGUACAUUGCAAGACUGCGAUAUUGUACUGUACAUAUAGACUAGAGAAUCAACGAGUCAAACUGCACAUUA
Messenger RNA from Pseudogymnoascus verrucosus, 906 nucleotides. RefSeq lists its product as uncharacterized. The coding region runs from base 63 to 791 and encodes 242 amino acids. Lineage: Eukaryota; Fungi; Ascomycota; Leotiomycetes; Thelebolales; Thelebolaceae. The transcript has 3 exons. Gene Ontology annotation, biological process: respiratory electron transport chain. The record is from RefSeq and is a predicted model, not a curated record.